AUGUCACCGAGAGACCACACACCGCGCCUGGACGGCAGCCAACUUGCGGCUCUGAUAUUCGAGACGGCUUGCAAUGGCGUUUUUUGGGUUCUCCUUGUUCAAGCCGUCGAGGCCCUCUGGAGUCGCGCGAAGGCCCGACACGAGAGCUUCUUCCGCCCAAUGACUUUCACUGGCCUCGCAUUAUUUAUUACUAUCACCGGUCACUGGCUUAUGGACUUCUUGACGGCUUUCCAAGCAUUCAUCCUCCCUCAAGAUGUCGAGUACACCGUCCAAGCGUUCUCUCUGAAUCCCGCCGAGACGGUGUACUUGACUUUGGCGGACCCGAAGACGGUUGCAGGCUCCGCAUUUUACGUCUCGACUACACUGCUUGGUGAUAUGUUCAUGAUCUACCGUCUGUAUAUUGUCUGGUCGAGGAACAAAUACAUUAUCAUUCCUCCCAUUAUUCUGUGUACCGCUCUGGCUGUGACCGGCUCGAUGGUUACCUACCUGUUCUCUCAAUCCACGGAACCCAUUUUUGCUACGGCCGGAGCGUGGAUUACCUCGUGUUUCGUGCUCACCUUCAUUUGUAACUUUUAUUCAACUUUCCUCAUUGCCUUCAAAAUAUUUAUGACCAAUCGCAAACUGGGAAGAGGCAAAACUGAUAACUUGGGGAUGUCGAAAAUCAUGGAAAUUUUAGUCGAAAGCGCAGCACUCUACAGCUGCUGCGUCAUCCUGUCGUUGGCGACCUAUGUUGCGGAAUCCAAUACUCAAUACGCGAUGGUUGCUGUGACCAACCCAAUCAUCGGGAUCAUUUUCUGCAUGAUCGUAACUCGAGCACAUAGAGCUGGAGCAGGAAGCUCAGUACCCUCAUAUCGGCGCUCAGGUCUUUCCGGCAACGCGCAUCCGCUUCGCCCUGUGACUAUCAAAAUCACGACUCAAAGCCAGAACGACAGUGAUGGUUCAUAUCCUAAGGCCGCUGAAUUUGGUACUCCUCCCACUUCUCCUCACUAUAUGCGACGAGAAGAUAACCUUCAAAACGGACCCCAGGCCGUUUAG
This is a messenger RNA of Cyclocybe aegerita, 1035 nucleotides long. The record is from the annotation of a GenBank genome assembly. Lineage: Eukaryota; Fungi; Basidiomycota; Agaricomycetes; Agaricales; Hemipholiotaceae.